GAGCAGCCGGCGCCGGUCGGAGCGGUCGGUCCCGCCCGGGGUGCGUGCGGGCCGGCAGUCUCGGCGCUCAGCACAGCCGGCACCGCGGCCAUGGGCGGCUCGGUCUCCAGCCAGCUGGACGAGGGCAAGUGCGCCUACAUCCGAGGGAAAACUGAGGCUGUUAUCAAAAACUUCAGUCCCUACUACAGUCGCCAGUAUUCUGUGGCUUUCUGCAAUCAUGUACGCAGUGAAGUGGAACAGCAAAGGGAUUUAACAUCACAGCUUUUGAAGACCAAGCCACCAUUGGAGCCUGGAACUGUUUUGUUUGAAGCAGAGCUAUCACAGUUUGCUGAAGACAUAAAGAAAUGGAAGGACAGAUACAUUGUGGUUAAAAAUGAUUUUGCUGUAGAGAGCUACGAGAACAGAGAGGCCUAUCAGAGAGGAGCUGCUCCUAAAAGUCGAAUUCUUCCAGCUGGUGGCAAAGUAUUAACCUCAGAAGAUGAAUAUAAUGUGAUAUCUGACAGGCAUUUCCCAGACCCUGUUGCCUCCAGCGAGAAGGAGAAUGCUCAGCCCUUUGUGGUCCUGCCAAAGGAGUUCCCUGUGUACCUGUGGCAGCCGUUUCUCAGGCACGGCUACUUCUGCUUCCACGAGGCUGCUGACCAGAAGAAGUUCAGCGCCGUCCUGAGUGACUGCAUCAGACAUCUAAAUCAUGAUUACAUGAAGCAGACGACAUUUGAAGCCCAAGCCUUUUUAGAAGCUGUGCAAUUCUUCCGGCAGGAGAAGGGUCACUAUGGCUCAUGGGAAAUGAUCACCGGAGAUGAAAUUCAGGUCCUGAGUAACCUGGUGUUGGAGGAGCUCCUGCCAACCCUUCAGACGGACCUGCUGCCAAAAAUGAAGGGGAAGAAGAGUGACAGAAAGAGGGCCUGGCUCAGCCUCCUGGAGGAGGCCUACAACCUGGUUCAGCAUCAAGUUUCAGAAGGAUUAAGUGCCUUGAAGGAGGAAUGCAGAACUCUGACAAAGGGCCUGGAAGGAACCAUCCGCUCAGACAUGGAUCAGAUUGUGAACUCCAAGAACUUUUUAACUGGGAAGAUCAAAGCAAUGGUGGCCCAGCCGGCGGAGAAAAGCUGUAUGGAGAGUGUGCAGCCAUUCCUGGCGUCCAUUCUGGAGGAGCUCAUGGGACCGGUGAGCUCAGGAUUCAGCGAAGUACGCUUACUCUUCGAAAAAGAAGUGGAUGAACUCAGCCAGAACUUUCAGACCACCAAAGACAGUGUCCGGCUAAAGGAGCAUCUAGACCUGCUUAUGAAUCUUCCACUGGAUUCUGUCAAGAUGGAACCUUGUUAUGUUAAAGUCAACCUGCUUCAAGAGCGCCUGCAGGAUCUUAAGAGCCGCUUCAGAUUCCCCCACGUUGAUCUGGUGAUCCAGAGGACUCAGAACUACAUGCAAGAGCUAAUGGAGAAUGCGGUAUUCACUUUUGAGCAGUUGCUUUCCCCACAUCUCCAAGGAGAAGCCUCCAAAAUUGCAGUUGCCAUUGAGAAAGUUAAGCUCCGAGUCCUAAAGCAAUAUGAUUACGACAGCAGCACCAUCCGGAAGAAGAUAUUUCAAGAGGCACUAGUUCAAAUCACGCUUCCCACCGUGCAGAAGGCCCUGGCAUCCACGUGCAAACCAGAGCUCCAGAAAUAUGAGCAGUUUAUCUUCGCCGAUCAUACCAAUAUGAUCCAGGUUGAAAAUGUCUAUGAGGAGAUUUUACAUCAGAUCCUCCUUGAUGAAACUCUGAAAGUGAUAAAGGAAGCUGCUAUCCUGAAGAAACACAACUUAUUUGAAGACAACAUGGCCUUGCCCAGUGAGAGUGUGUCCAGCUUAACAGAUCUGAAAACCCCCACAGGGUCAAACCAGGCCAGCCCCGCCAGGAGAGCCUCUGCCAUUUUGCCAGGAGUUCCAGAUGGUGAGACCCCUAGUAACGAAGUAUUCCAGGAGUCAGAGGAGAAGCAGCCUGGGGUCCCGAGCUCACCGGCCGAAGGAGAAAGCCUUCCUCUCCCUGGGCCCAGCCGUCCCCCAGGUGGGGAUGGACAGAUGACUACUUCAAGUACAGAUGAUCCUGUUGUGAAUCCUGUGGCUGCAGAAGACACAGCAGGACCCCUGGGCACACACUCACCAGAACUGGAACUUGGAGGAACCCCCGAGGAUGCAGAAGCCUCCCAUGAGAAGCCAGACUCCAUCUCUGCCUCGGGUUCCUUGAAGGAGCUCAGGAAGCUGUUGACAGUGACGGUUGAAGUACCGGUGGAGUCUGCCCUGCCGACCGAAAAAGAUACUGGUGAGAAGACCCUUGUUCCCCAAGAACAUGAAAAACAGGAAGAGACCCAGAUCGACACUGAUGUCAGUCAGGCAGCUGCCCCCCAUCUGGACAACCGUGAGAAAAGUGACGUCAGCGAGACGGAGGCCCCUCCUGCCCCUGUGGGGGCUGAGGCCCCUGGGGUGGGCUUGGGGGGCUUUCCAGAGGCGAGCAGCCCUGCCUCUCAGCCAGCCUCUGGAGGGCCCACCGAGGUCACCAACCUCCCAGGCCCCACAGAGGAGCCCGCAGAGGCCCGGGAGCCCGCAGGGAGGGAGCACCCAGGGAGGGAGUACCCAGGGAGGGAGCACCCAGGGAGGGAACCCGCAGACAGGGAGCCUGCACCGGAUGCCCACGCAGGGGGAGAGGCCAUGUGCGCCAGGCAGGGGGAGGCCGUGCCACAGGAAGAUUGCUCUUCCAGUUCUGAUGCUGUCUGCCCCAGUGAGAGCCAGGCUUCUGAGGAACAAGACAUGAUGGCAGGGCAAGGCAGCACUACUCAGGCUGUGGCCAGUGUGGAUUCAGGGCAGACUAAGGCUACCCAUGUUCACGAGUGUCAGUGGGUGGUUGAAAAUGCUCCAAGCACCGACGUCCUGGUUUCACAUAAAGAUGAUGUGGAGGAGAGAGAAGGUUGUCAAGAGAGUUCCCCAGAGCAGCCCUCAGAGGAGUGAAAGGGGCAAGUUGGCAAAAGUUGCCUUGCACAAAGUCAGUCAAAAGGUUAUAGUUAUAGGUACACUUAGGGGUUGAACGUGAGUUGUUACCAAAAAUAAAUAAAUAAUAAGAAUAUCCUUAAUUUGAAUAACAACCCCAGAGGAAAUGCACACAGGGCAAGAGCACUGAAGCAAACCUUUGUGGAACUGGACGGUUCUACCGUGAAUUACUGCUUUAGCAUUAACAGAAACUAUAAGGCAGUGGUGUGUUUGGGUGAAAGGUAGCUGAGGGUGUCCGAGGGAGGGAGUGGUAUUGCAGUGAAGUCGGAGAACACAGUAGGAGCACAGUUUUCAAUAUGCUCUGCACAUUUCACUGGUGCGAUCUUCUUACGAACUUUCAGGCUUUUAAAUUUUUUGUAAGAAUGCAGAUGUAUACUGUAACUCCAGCUCCACAAUCUACUAUACCAACUUCUCUGUCUCGUAAGGACUCAGCAUUUGUCCACAGUCAGGCUGCAGGAAAGGGUAGGUCAUAAACACCAAUCACCCCACUGUGUGCAGCCCCACAGAGCUGAUCAUGCCUGAUAGAUCUCAGGAGCAGCUGAGCAGAAAUGGAGAGGGGGAAGGUUGUGGUUUGUGGGACUGUCUGGGCCUGUGACUAAUUUUGCUAUCAAUUUCUUGUUAAUUAGUCUUAUUGAUUUUUAUUAGUUAAUCACCAUUUAAGGAAAUUCAGGUAAGACAGGAAAAUUUCAUUGGCAUGUAUAAGCCAGAAAUAUUCCAAAUGAGCCUUAGCCUGUGCAAAGAGCUUAGCUAAAUUGCCUAGCUUAAAGUCUACCCUUAAGCAAACAUUAUUUGAACAGCUACUGCAUGCCAUGAAUUCUGUUGGGCAUAGUAAUAAAAAGAAGAGAUAAGGCACUUUGUCUAGUAUAAAUUAGAAGGUCCAAGGGAAUUUAAUUUAGAAGAAAAAAAUGUAGAUUUUCAAACAUGACAGCUUUCUCUUUUUCCGUUCAAAGAGUCCUGGUUCAUUCCCAGAAGCGUACAAAAUGAAUAAAUAAAUAAAUGAAUAAAGACAAAAGACAAAAGCCAUUGAAUCUACCCUCAAGUUCCAAAGAUGUUACCAAAAGUGAAAAUAAUUUGAUUGAUCAUUCAGCAUGUUAACUUAGUCCCUCUUCUGUACCAAGCACUGGGGAUACCCCAGUGAAAAAGACUGAUCCUUCCUCCUGGAACUUACACUUUAAUAGACAUAGACAUAAAUAUGUCUUCUAAAUGGAUUGUGACCUAAAACUGUUAAUAUUAAAGAUGGAAUGUACUUACUUGCAAAAGAUAAAAAAGAUUUGUUCUAUUGCCCUUCAGAAAUAUAUCAGAUUAUUUUAUAGACGCUUCAGUCCCAGGUACUUACUACAUUUUGAAAUUUCUUCCCAUAAGUUUUAAUAUUAGAUGCCAGCAUUUGCCCUGAGAGCUUGUUUUGCUCAUUACUGCCAAGUAAGUAUAUAUCAGCUCUUUAGAGAAUUUGUCCCACAGUUCAACCAUUUAACCAGGAAUUAAAAUAUCACCCCCCCCAUGAGGAAUUUCUUGGAUUUCUAGAUCAUAAAGAACUAAUAAUCAUCAGUUUCAGUAUACGCUCACAUUGAAUUGUUUCAACUAUUCUUGGAGUGUUUAGAUCCUCGUGUUUGUCAGGGAUCCCAUCAUAGACAGAGGAGGUAGAGGCGUCUUCUCCCUCAGUCCCUGUGUUACCCGAUGCUCACUCAUAUCCUGGCAUUUAGGAUAUUAUGUUUGUGAAAUUAUGUUUGCUUCCUUUCUCUCCCAGGGGCUCCUCUGGACAGAAACUAGGGUUUAGUCAUCAUACGUGCUUCCUGCUAGAAGCCCACAGCCUUGAAUAAUGGCUUCCUGCCUCCUCAAGCUGUUUUAAUAUCCCCAGUGUCUAGCACAGGAACUGGCCUGUGUCGGGCUGCUCCGGAAAUGGUGGGGUCUGAACACCCAGCCCACUGCUGUGCUGGGGCUAUCUGAGGCUUGCUGUCAGGCAGGGAGAUGUUUUUAAUUGGGCUUUCUGCCCUUGUUGAGUCUUCCCCUAAAUAAAGUCCGAAGUCCAAGGGGCAAAUGGCCAGAUGGCCAGAUGCACUGCCCAGUGAGGCACGGAGCCAAAGGAGCACAGCCCCAUAAAGACCGCCCUUCUCUCUGGGAGAACAGUGGCUAACCUGGAGUCCCUGCCCAGGCUGACCCAUGCCGGAGCUUCCCAGCUUCCUCCCUUCGCUCACCUCAGGGUUUCUUGCACCCCAUGGAAAGCUAAGAUUUUCCUAACCCUAAAAGAAUAUGCAUUUCACUGCUUUGGAUUGAUGAAUAUCAGUGCCCUUCUUUUAUCUAUCCUGGAGGCCAGAGGGGCCUGGGCACUAAGUGGCAAGAUGUACUUGAGGACACAAAGAAUUUUUCUGUACAUAUUUUACAAAAGACAAGAUCCCUUGAAUAAACAGGACGAUUGUUCCAUUUGAACAUGGGACGGGAAACUAAAAUGCAUUUAAAAUAUUUGGUAUUCAUUUUAACAGGUUGAAUGGAAUGACUUCAUAUGGCCAUGAGUUUGUCUUGCUUUUCAUGUGGACUUGUACGUGGUUUCUAGAUUGGAGCAAGGUUAUUGUGCUCUAAAUGAGCAACUUGAAGAGCCUCCUCACGCUGCUCUGGGCAUCUCCACUCUGGGCAAAGCCAUUAGAAAUCCAUAAAACCUCAAGACAUGGCUUUUGGCAAAAAAACUCCAUGACUUUAAACUAGUCAUGUUACUAUUGACCCUGCCCAAAGAAAGAAUAUUUAUCUUGAAAAAAAUUUUUUUCUUCUCAUUUUUUUCCUUUGUAGGUUGGAGCAAAGACAGUAGUGCCUUGCAUUAUGCAGGGUAAAAUCUUUUUUUUUUUUUUUUUUUUUUUUAAGUAUUUUGGAGACUACAAGGAUAAUAUUUGAACUUGUCCAAAAGUUUUAUAAAGAGGCUGAGUGUGAAGAACUGUAGAUCUUUAGGUCUGACAUACAUUUUAUUAUAAAGAUUCUCAGGUUUGGUUUUCUAAUUCUCCAAAUCAGAGCCAGUGAUUUCAAAGGGUUUCAUGAUUCUCUCAGACAAAAGUGAUUUUAAUUCAUUAUAAAAAGUGAUAAGCGAUCUGUGCUGUGUAGCAGUUUUAAUAUGGGGAAGGGAAGGACAUCACUGACUUAAACAAUAAUACAGUUUUAUUAGGUGCUUUCUUACUUCACCGUAAAUAUUUGCCUUCUUUCUUUACCCUAAACAGAGGGGUUUGGGGAUUUACCUUCUGAAGUCUGCAGCUUGAAGAAGUGUACACUGUGGGUUGAUUUUUCUGGUCACUAUAUAAAGCAAAUAAACUUAAGACACUUUGUAACCAUGUAUUUACUCUGCCAAGUGCCUAUAUUCCAAUAAAAUGUUCAUCCUUGAA
Molecule: messenger RNA, 6371 nt
Organism: Cynocephalus volans (Philippine flying lemur)
Lineage: Eukaryota; Metazoa; Chordata; Mammalia; Dermoptera; Cynocephalidae
Gene: NIBAN1
Product: niban apoptosis regulator 1
Exons: 14
Coding region: 91-2973 (960 amino acids)
Source: RefSeq, a predicted model, not a curated record